Messenger RNA from Capsella rubella, 837 nucleotides. Its product is annotated as cyclin-dependent protein kinase inhibitor SMR11. The transcript has 2 exons. NCBI's taxonomy places the organism in Eukaryota, Viridiplantae, Streptophyta, Magnoliopsida, Brassicales, Brassicaceae. Bases 44 to 520 code for a protein of 158 amino acids. The record is from RefSeq and is a predicted model, not a curated record.
AACAAAAUCCAAGAACAGAGCCGUCAGGUCUCGUAACCCCUCGAUGAUGGAGCAAGAAGAGCCAUGUGAAGUGAAAGAAACAGCUUCGGUUAUAGAGCCGAAAACGCCAAACCCUAAUGUCCCAGAUUCGAUUCCGGCAACCAUUGAUUCUGAUUCUUCUUCACUGUCCGAAGAAGAAGUAACCACACAUAGAGACAGAGGAAUCGUCGUUUUGUGCGAGGAAUCGAUGAGGAUUGAUUCUAAUUCAAUCCCAGAUUUUGUUUUGGUAUCUGAUGAAGAGAUUGUAGAGUCUAUCUACCAGAAUCUGUUGAGAAUCAUUUUCUCAUUGCAGAUUCAGAGUGUGGCUGCUGUCUCUGCUUCAAGUGCUGAGAUUUGGUGUUUUGAUGGUUGUAAGACACCACCUCCUUCUUCUAGGAGUCUUGAUUCGAAGAUGGGUGAUGAUACUUGUCCUGGAGCUCCAAUGAAGCUUACUAAGAUAACUAGGAGCAUUGAUUCUGGAUUGAGAAGGAAACUGUUCUGAAUCUGACAUGGGUUUUUAACUGACAUGAGUGUUGUUGUUGUCGUGUGACCUUGUUGUUAGCUGUAAGAGCUUUAGGGGUUUGGAAGUUUUUUUAACUCUUAGGGCUCUUGGUUUGAGUUUGUUUGUACAGUCUUCUUAGGCUUUUUAUGUGUAUUGCUAGCUAGGCUAGUUGUUCUUGGAGACAUUCAAAGUUUCUGUUUUAGAAGAAGAAAAAAAAACCAAUCCUUUUCUUUGUUUCUUGUCUGUAAUUUAUGUUCAUGUUUCCUUCAACUUAUGAACAGUGAGGAAUUUUUAUAAUAAGUUUUUAACUUUUCCCC